Messenger RNA from Suricata suricatta (meerkat), 1042 nucleotides. Its product is annotated as V-set and transmembrane domain-containing protein 1-like. Bases 213 to 830 code for a protein of 205 amino acids. The record is from RefSeq and is a predicted model, not a curated record. Gene Ontology annotation, cellular component: plasma membrane. NCBI's taxonomy places the organism in Eukaryota, Metazoa, Chordata, Mammalia, Carnivora, Herpestidae. The transcript is spliced from 9 exons.
UGAAGGAGAUGUUGUCAUUGAUCGUUUCCUGGGUUGGUUGUGAGACGGAAACUCUACACCAGGUGGUGGAGAACCAAAGUGUUAGGGUAAAACCUCUACCCACACAGCCUGGGCACAAAGUGGGCAGGAGGGAACCAUGAUGGCCUGGUCCCCCUUCUUCCUUUGAACUAUAAAACCGAAGACAGGAUCGUGGUCUGGAUGGAAGAGACACUAUGAUCACAGAAUUCCUGUCCUUGCUUUGCCUCGGGCUUUCCAUGGGCUUUGAAGACGAGAAAAAGAAUGAGACGCUUACCAAGCCCUACCUCAGUGCCUUGCCCAGCCCAGUGGUUGAAUGGGGAGGUAACGUGACCUUGAGGUGCCAGGGUCACUUCCAGAAUGUGACAUUCAUGCUGGGGAAGCUGCAGGACUCUGGGUACAGAGAGGAGCAGAGGUCUGCAGGACACACAGCUGAAUUCUUCCUCACUAACCUGGAGCCAAAGGAUUCUGGGACAUACUUUUGUGCCUACAAGACAAUGGCCUCCCAGGAGUGGUCGGAGCAAAGUGAGCACUUGCAGCUGGAGGUCACAGACGACCGUGGUAAGCACAGAGCUCCUCCAGCAGGAAAAGCCUCCGGGUCCGUCAUUGCCGCCACCUGCAGCUGUCUUUCUAUCGUGAUCCUCUUCCUCUCCAUCUUCUUCAUCAACAGAUGCACCCAGGAUGGUUCGUCACAUGAAGAAUCCACCAAGAGAACCAGCCAUUCCAUAGUUCCCCAGCAGGAGGCUUCGGAGUCACCUGAGCUGGAAAGGAUAUCUGUCUUGGCGGAAAGACCCCCAGGGAGUGAGCCAUGCUGACCGAGACCCCAAGGCAGCACCUGAGGCAGCUCUGUCCCCCGCCUCGAGCGCCCAGGAUCCGCUGAACGAGCCGUGUUGCAGAAUCCCUGGAAGAAGGAGAACGUGGCUUAAGAUGGUGGAGAUGACUGGACACGUGGAAACCAGGCCACCGUGUGUCCCUCGGCUCGUAAUCCAUAGGAAUAAAAUUAAGCUUCUGCCUUUCUGCUUCCACA